AACUUCUUUACUGUGAUGCUUACUGUCUGAUUUUGAAAUAGAAAAGGUUAAAGAAUGUUUUAGCAAAUUUGAUCCUGAAUGACGUGAUCCCUUGUGAAAUACAAGUACACGGUUGUGUUAUGUUCUAACUUGGAUGGAUAACGUAGAGUAUAAUAAAUGAAAGCAUAUGCCAUUUUUAUAGAUACUCUCGGAGCUCUGAAGAUCCAAUUUUUUGUUUGUCUGUGUUCCAUAAUAAUUUUUUUAACUUGUAAAUCUUGCUCCAAUUGUCAGUGGUCAGGUCUUUCUACUGUUAGGAGAUGUUAGCUGUUUAGUCCAGCUGCAUUAGCUUCAACAUCGCUGACCUUCGUGUACACUUUCCUGUAAAGGCAAUGCCAAUCCCAAGAUCUAAUACUGAGCUUUCUGUUAAGGUGCCAGUUGAAACUUGUUUUCUGUAAACUGCCAACAGUAGGAAGAAUAAACCGUUAAGGGUUGAGGGGGGGUGGUGGUUGUUUUUGACAUCUCUUGCAGUAAGUAGUAGUUUUUAAAGCUUUGACAAUGUUGCAUUAGAUUUCCUUAAUAAAGGCUUUGUUUCACAGCACAAGAGCUGGGAGGAUUCUGAAGGUUUUAUACUUUCCUUCAUCUUUGAAGUCAAUUAAGUUUGCAUGCGCUGUAGAAAGUUACCUCGGUACUUCUUGGGGAGGUCUUUUUGCUUAAUGAUUUAAUGGAAUUGUAGCAUUCGUGGUUAAAAAGUAAAAUUGUUUUAAAAAUUAACCUGAAAGUCAAUGAUUACUUAGUGUGUGAGGCUCAUGAAGUUUGUGCUACUCAAAAGAUGGAUCUAACAUGGAGAGCUCUUUGUACCACUUUUCUGCGUGUCUAUUUUAAAUCUCGGUUUUGUUUUUCUUGAGGUAAUAAUAAUUGUAAUUGAGUUGUGAGUUAAUGGAACUGAAGCAACACUUAAAAUUUAGAUCUUGCUCAGGCAAAUUUACUUUCUAACAGCAAGAAAUAGAGAAUUAGUAUUCAAAGUGACCAGGAUAACUUUCCCUUAAUAUGAAUUGCUGGGAUCUCAUUCAAGUGCAUAGUGCUACAGCUGUGACUUGGGCAACCAAAAUUGGAUCUAACAGCAUUUAUUCAGCAGAAUACAGGUUGGAAGUUGUAGGAGACCAAAACAGGUGAAGUCAGCAGCGUGUUCCACAAAAAGGCACAUAUGUUUGUUGUUUUUUUUUUUUUUUGUGCAUAGUAAGUUUCAGUUUCCAUUAAAAACAUAAGCAGUUCAUUCCUGGAUACCAUUAAAGUGUAAGCUGAGCAAGGGUUGCAAUUUUGUGCUAUAUACCUAAGGAAAACCUAGCUAAAUUGAGAAUAGAAAGUAAGGUAAAGAAAGCAAGUGGAGAGAAAAAAAAGCUGCAUCAAGGGAAUUCUUGAGAAAAUGUUCUGUGAGAGAAGGCUUAGAGAUAUGGGUUCAGCUUUGGGAAAGAGAAGACAGAGUUAAAAAGGAAUUGGAGGAAGGGUGAGAACAGCGGACACCUGUGUUCUUAUGAAACAGUGCUUUCAUAAACUUACUAUUUUAUGUCCAUUACUGGUAAGGGGAGUAAUACUCAAUUUAGUGAAGUAGUAGUAAGUUGCAAAGGGAAACGAGUCUCAUUUGAGAAUUUAAAAAAAAUAUACCACUUUAUUUAAAAGGUGAUCCUGCUUCAGAAGUGUAAUUUUAGUGUCUCUUUCAGCUUGUGCUUCUUGAAUCCUAUGCAAGAUGAUGAGCAGUGCAUUAUCAAUACAUACAGAUUUAAUUUUGAUGGUAGUUAAUCUGCACUGUGUUUCUUUAAGGUGGUGCUUCCUUCUGCCUUAACAGCUGAUUAUGUCUGAGUUGAAAAACACUGACCAGCUCCUAUGGAAACAUUGGAAUAGUUACGCUGUCAGAAUUUCCCUAUUCCUUUCUCAAGAAAAAACUUCUGUCUUUAGUGCCAAGAUGAAAAUGAUAGAAGACUUGCAUAGUAAUUGGGUCAGGAAGCUCUAUAGCAUGCCUACAUCCCAACUUCAACUUCUUAUACCUUCCAAUUUAGUAUUUGACUGAUAAUGUUAGCAUUUUAGUGAUCCUGUUUCCUCAUCUACAAAACGAAGUAGUUUGCUUUCAUGACGCUGUCAGAAACAUAAUCGAGCCAUACCAGGAGGUGGCUCUCAGAAUGUGCAAUGCUGUCCUGUUGAGACAAAUCAGCAGGCUCACUUUUUGAAAAAUGCCCUCUGAGGAUGAGCCAAGCUUCCCUAAACUGGUGGCAGAAGUGAUUGAUUAUUCAUCUGUCAUUGUUAUUAGUUGCUGUGCCUACAACAAAGGCUGCAGUCUGUGUCACUGACUUUACUCCUCAAUGCAUGGACCAUGAAUAGUCCCUUUUAAUCUUAAUGUUGUUGUGAGAUGUUGUGUUGAAAGCAUUUGACUCGGACCAGUUGUUUUUGUGGCACUCAAGAACAUAAAUAGAAUUUGUGGUAGAUAUUCUAGACUGUAAAAUUGUGAGCUGUGGGGUUGUUUCCCUCCUUUAACUUCUUCGUAUUUUAAGAUAAAGCAGUUCAGGCUUGAUGUGAGGUGAAAACGUUUGAAUUUCAGAUUAGCGUCCUCAAUAGAACAAAGGUUUAGGAUGGAAGAGCUAAUGUUCUUAAUUUUCCUUCUUAAUUUUCAAGUUGAAUGUCGAUGUGUUUAAUUUGGAUCUGAGCACGCUGCAGCCUUUGUAUAUUUUUCCCGUAUUAAGUUUCCACUCGCUGACCAAAUAAUCUCCUAUUCUGACAAAUGUUCUGAUACAAACCUUCCAGUAGGUGGCAACAACUGAUCAGUUUAGCUUGUUGAGUCCUGAGGUCAGCUGAUUAAUUUAUUACAGAGCCUUAUCUGCUGCUCCUUACUUAAAAACAAAUAUGUUUUGCUGUGCGUGCUCAAAUCUAGCAUGUGGUGUGCUUGUUGCAUAAGCACAUCGCGAUAACUUUUUCAGGUUUAUGUAUUUAUUCGUAGUAAGUUUAUGAAACCAUGCAAAGUAUUUUAGGUAAUAAUACAGCUUACAUUUGCAUGGCAGUGCAGAUUGCUAGGCCUCUUUUACAGGAAAUUGGCAGUGUGCCAGAAAACCUUGCACAGAAGCUUCCAAACCUCGUGGAAUUGUACCUUCAUUCAAAUAACAUAGUUGUUGUACCUGAAGCCAUUGGCUCCCUCGUUAAACUGCAGUUUCUGGACCUAAGUGAUAAUGCCCUUGAAAUUGUGUGUCCAGAGAUCGGUCGCCUGAGAUCUUUGCGUCAUCUUCGUUUGGCUAACAACCAGCUGAAAUAUUUACCUGCAGAGGUUGGAGAUCUGAGGGAGCUGCAAACACUGGAUAUUUCAACCAAUCGCUUGAUAACCUUACCUGAAAGGCUGCAUAUGUGCCUCUCACUGCAGUACUUGACUGCAGACCGGAACCACCUGUGGUAUGUUCCCCGCCAUCUGUGCCAGCUUCCAAGCCUCAAUGAGCUCUCCAUGGCUGGGAACCGCCUUGCAUUUCUGCCUCUUGAUUUAGGUCGUUCGCGGGAGCUACAAUAUGUUUAUGUGGAUAACAACAUUCAUCUCAAAGGCCUUCCAUCUUUUCUGUAUAAUAAAGUCAUUGGUUGCAGCGGCUGUGGUUCUCCAAUUCAAGUUUCAGAGGUAAAACUGCUCUCUUUUUCAUCGGGACAGUUAACUGUGUUCCUGCCAGCAGAGGUGAAAUCUAUAGGGACAGAAACAGAUCAUGUGCUGCCUUUGCAAGAAUUGGCUAUGAGGACCCUCUAUAACACUUACUACGUGUAUUUAAAAGAUUUGAAUUUUCUUACUCCAAUCUCACUACCAAAAAGCCUCUUGGAAUUGUUGCACUGUCCCUUGGGACACUGUCACCGCUGUAGCCAGCCCAUGUUUACCAUUGUCUACCCAAAGCUCUUUCCCUUAAGGGAAACUCCAAUGGCAGGAUUGCAUCAAGGGAGGACAACUGUUAGUUUUGUGGCAUACUGCUGCUCCACCCAGUGUCUGCAGACUUUUGACCUACUGAGUUGAUAAACAUUUUAAACUACUCAGGAGUGCUGCCAGUUUAAAGCUGCAUUAGACGUCGUAUCCCGUUGGUACUGGAAUACAGUGUGUGUGCCAAAGCAGCAGAAGUGCCUGGUCGGGAACAUUAAGAGGCACUUAAAUCCUGCCCUAUCAAAUUUGGAUGAAGUGCAGAAACUUUUUCGGAAGUGUAAAUACCAAGUUUUUAAGAGCAUUAACUUCUCUCAGCAAAGAUAGCAUACCAGGCAAAUUUUUGAGUUCUAAAUCGCUAGAUUUGCAGUGUUUUUCAAACUGCUUUUGGGUGGAUCCACUGUGUCUUCUGGGGCAGUUUUCAUGCCUCUAACAGUGUCCAGCCGAUCUAUAAUUUAAAAACUAUAUGCCUGAAUGGUUUUUGUUUAUUGUUCCCAUCUUUUACAUUCUACAGUUGUAUCCAGGUGUGUAAAUCUAAGACUGUACAUGCUUUUGAAGGAACCCUGUGACUUUCACAUAGAACUUGGUUUUAUUUUUUCUCUCUCAUCUCCAUAUUUUACCCCACAGAGUUAUCCAAGUUUUAUACUAAAUCUUUAACAGGCAACCAUGCUAUUUAAAUCCAUGUAUUUAAAGCAGAUCUUUGCUUCUGGUAUUACUGUGAGCCACACUUACUCCACUGGAGGAGCUAGGAUAUGUCUGGAGACUGAAGGUGCUGUUUGAGUAACAAAGGCCUAUGCUGAUAUAUGCAGCAAGUGGUGUUGCUCUGGUGUUUGGUGACGUUGUCUUUAUUUUCAUCACUUCUAUGCUGUAUUUUUAAUAAAAACAGUUUCCCUUUU
Tympanuchus pallidicinctus (lesser prairie-chicken) is the source of this 4800-nucleotide messenger RNA. It is a transcript of the gene LRRC28, whose product is annotated as leucine rich repeat containing 28. The transcript has 9 exons. NCBI's taxonomy places the organism in Eukaryota, Metazoa, Chordata, Aves, Galliformes, Phasianidae. Gene Ontology annotation, molecular function: protein binding. The record is from RefSeq and is a predicted model, not a curated record. The coding region runs from base 2981 to 4003 and encodes 340 amino acids.